AUGGUGUCUGCCGUUCAAGACCUAAUAGACCCGGACUUUGACCCACUGACGGCAAUACUGGACGACGAGCCCCGGUUUUUAAAACCCUUGCCGGCUCGCAUAUCCCCAGAAGACUUAGAGUUCUUACGAUUUCGUGGUGCCGUCUCAAUUCCAGAGAGUGGGUUGCGGGAUGAGCUUCUGCGCUGCUACAUCCAAUGGGUACACAGUUUCAUGCCAGUUUUGAACCUGCAAGAGUUCUUACGCUGUGUGGCUGAAAAUGACCCAGAGGGAAAUGUUAGCAUCUUACUAUUUCAGGCAGUCAUGUUUGUUGGUACGGCUUUCGUCGACCUUAAGCACCUGCAGGAUGCUGGGUAUUCAACCCGGAAAAGUGCGCGUAAUGCGUUCUAUACUCGAUUAAGGUUACUCUAUUCUCUCGACUGCGAAGAGGAUCGCAUCGUGAUUCUCCAAGCACUCCUAUUGAUGACCUACUGGGCUGAUUCAGAGAACAGCCCACAGCGAGAUAUAUGGGAUUGGAUUGGAGUAUGUAAUACACAAGCACAGUCAAUCGGUUUGAACAAAGACCCUGCAUCAGAUGAAAUUGAUAUACGGACUCAACGGCUCCGUUCUCGGCUCUGGUGGUGUCUGUACUCUCGAGAUCGGCUGAUCGCCAUGGGUAUGCGGCGCCCGCUUCAGGUUAAUGAUGGAACGAGCAGUGUUCCAAUGCUCAGAAUGGAUGAUUUUGAUUUUGAACCUUUCUCUCCAUAUGUGGUGGCUAAGUUCUGUUGCCGUCAGCUCCAAGAUGUGUCACAUCAGAAACGCCUCGCCACCCUGUUCAUCGAGAAGGUGAAGCUCUGUCAAUGUAUUGGUAGGGUAUUAUUCGCACAAUAUACACCAUCUCAGUGCCGAUUUGGUGCCACAGACCGAACCACAGUCACACUUAUCCCUCGACAGGCUUCCGAGUCUGAGUUUGCGCGAUGCGGCCAAAAGCUCGACUCUUGGCUUAGUGCCCUCCCUAAAGAUGCGCAAUUCAUCCCGAAGUCGGGGAAUACCUUCUAUGACGGUGAAAAUGUGCUGCUGCUUCAUGGUGCGAUGUUACGUAUGCUCUAUCAUGCUACCAGCAGUGCACUUCACCGACCUCGGGCGACUGCUUUGAAAGAUCAAUCUAAAUCGCGGACGGACUGGCGCAAUGCUGCCCGUACAAAAAUGAACGAUGCUGCCGCGGGGAUCACACAUAUUAUUCAAGGCCUGAAUCAGCUCAACCUGACAAGGUUUCUACCGCAGUCUGGAGUGACUGUGAUUCUACCUGCCGCUGUGGCGCAUUUGACCAACACCAUGUCCGAGGACCCCGCUGUCCGCGAAAGCAGUGUCGACAACUUUCAUCGUUGUAUCCAAGGCCUUCACUGUCUCAAGGAUAUUUAUCCGGCCGCCAGUCAAGAGUUCGCCAACAUCGAGGCAGCUAUCAAAAUGCAGGCGGGCGCCUCUAGUACAUUCUUCCAAGUCAUGGAAUACAACUUGAAUGCCCCUGCAACGUCUUUGGCGACCAGGAAACCAAGCAAUGUCAAUUCCAUAUUCCAACCCCAAGCACAUCUACCUGCUGUAACCAAGAUCUCGAAGCCGCAAGCACAAACUUCAUCUGCUCAGGGGAAUAUACAUCAUAUUAAGCCCAGCGUCGAAACCACACAUGAACCCGCACCUCCUCUAUUCCCUAAUGACUUCGACUUUGAUUCCGAUCUUGGCAUCAUAGACAACAAUCCUUUCAACUUUAUGUCCAUCGACAUCGACUCCUUCCGUGAUAUUCAAACCCCUCCCAAUCCAAACAACAACCAAGAUAAACCCUAUAUAUCACCCCCGCCCCAAGACCAAGAUACCGUCGACUGGGCACAGGAGCUGUUUCAAGACACUGAUCUGAAUCAGUACAGUAACACAGAAACCUUCCGCGUGCCUGAAAAGGCAACACCUCCACUAGAUCAAGAUCAAAACAAUCACGAUGCGUUCUGUCUUACUUUGAAUGAUACAGAUGACUUUCAUCCAACGCAUUUUCGUCACCAGUCAAUGAAUGAUGCAAGGCCCGAAAUCACUGGCGAUCUAGAUCGGGACUUGGGGUUCGAGUCUGAGGAUGAUAUGUUCUAG
Penicillium roqueforti is the source of this 2109-nucleotide messenger RNA. RefSeq names its product transcription factor domain-containing protein. NCBI's taxonomy places the organism in Eukaryota, Fungi, Ascomycota, Eurotiomycetes, Eurotiales, Aspergillaceae. The coding region runs from base 1 to 2109 and encodes 702 amino acids. Gene Ontology annotation, molecular function: zinc ion binding; DNA binding. Gene Ontology annotation, biological process: DNA-templated transcription. The record is from RefSeq and is a predicted model, not a curated record. The transcript has 2 exons.